AUGGCGCCCUCCUGCACAGAUAGAAAUGGUGCUGCAUCCUCCUCAUCGGCGGCAGCAGCAGCCGCAUCCGCAACACCACCGCCGCUCUCGGCUGUCCCGUCAUCGUCGGCAAGCCUUCUCGCAAACUACUCACCGCUUCCUCCACCACUGGCAGCUUCCAAACACGCGGCGCCUUCUUCUUCCCGCAUCGGCUCGUCCAUCGGUGGCGCGUCGGCAAGGAUAGCCACCACGCCACCCCCGCCAUCGGCCUAUUCACGCGGACACCUGCAUGAGGUGGACCGAAAUACCCACAGCAUUGACGGCAUGAUCAGCCAGUCUGGUCCGGGCAGUCACAGCAACGCCCAUCGCAUCACCCGGGCCAGUGUCCGCAGCAGUCUGGGCGAGGCCGGCCGGACAAGCAGCGGCUUUCUUGAUCCAGACGCCGUCGACAGCGCUUUGCGACGCGAGCUCGGCCGCCAGACCCGACACCAGCUCGUCCCCCCGCAAUCGGCACCGAGAGAAGGCGUCCCGGGGGCAAGUCCGCAUAGGAAGCGGCAGAGAAUAAACGGCGACCGCUUCAUCCCGACGCGGUCUGGCCAAGACCUGCAGGCCAGCUUCAGCCUGCUGCACGAGGACGGCUCUCCGGCAACGCCGUCCAAGCAGAAGAAGCGCACACCCCAUGGGGAUCUGCACUUCCAGAGGACCGAAGAAGCCAACCGGACGUUUUCGACGCUCCUACGUGCCGAGCUGUUUGAGGACUCGAUACCACAGGUGACGCCUCCAUCCAUGUCACCGGACCACGCGCUGCCCAGCUCAGCACGCGUGACUAACGUGCUGGACGGGACGCGCUCCCAUACCCCCCCACGCACGACCAACCCCACCUCGUCGUCGGCCGGCCCCUCGUCCAUGACGCCUUCGACCCCACACAAGAACCUCUUUUCCUACAUGUCCCCCCGGCAGUACAGCCACGUUGCCGGCCACCCGACCCCAUCACGGACACCGCAGAGCCGUCAUGGCCCGAACCUAGACACACGCGCAGAGAUUUACAGCCUGUCGCCGGUGCGGUUCGGCAGCCAGCAGAUCCUGCUCAGCCCACGGCGCCAGCCACGGGCGGUCAGCAAGGUUCCCUACAAGGUUCUCGACGCGCCGGAGCUUGCCGACGACUUCUAUCUGAACUUGGUCGACUGGGGCAGUGCCAACGUGCUGGGCGUGGGCCUGGGCUCGAGUGUGUACCUGUGGAACGCGCAGACGAGCCGGGUCAACAAGCUGUGCACACUCAGCGACGACGACACGGUGACGAGCGUAUCGUGGAUCCAGAAGGGCACACACAUUGCCAUUGGCACGGGCAAGGGCCUGGUGCAGAUCUGGGAUGCGGAGAAGGCACGGCGGCUGCGAACGAUGACGGGCCACACGAUGCGGGUGAGCUCGCUGGCGUGGAACACGCACAUCCUUUCGUCGGGCUCGCGGGACCGGCUGAUCUACCAUCGCGACGUACGGGCACCGGACCAGUGGCUGCGCAAGCUGGCCGGCCACAAGCAGGAGGUGUGCGGACUCAAGUGGAACUGCGAGGACGGACAGCUGGCCAGCGGCGGCAACGACAAUAAGCUGAUGGUGUGGGACAAGCUGGACGACACGCCGCUGUGGAAGUUCUCGGACCACACGGCGGCCGUCAAGGCGAUUGCCUGGUCGCCACACCAGCGCGGACUGCUGGCGUCGGGGGGCGGCACGGCUGACCGGCGCAUCAUCUUCCACGACACAAUCAAGGGCACGGUGGUCAAUGAGGUCGACACGGGCAGCCAGGUGUGCAAUCUGGCGUGGUCCAAGAACUCGAACGAGAUCGUGUCGACGCACGGCUACUCGCAGAACCAAAUUGUUGUGUGGAAAUACCCGUCCAUGACGCAGGUGGUCAGCCUGACCGGCCACACGUACCGCGUGCUGUACCUGGCUAUGAGUCCGGACGGCCGGGUGGUGGUGACGGGGGCCGGCGACGAGACGCUGCGGUUCUGGAACGUCUUUGGCCGCAAACCGGGGACGCGCGACGACAGCGACGGAGGUGGCCGCCUGGCCGACUGGGGAGUCAUCCGGUGA
Messenger RNA from Grosmannia clavigera kw1407, 2067 nucleotides. Its product is annotated as cell cycle regulatory protein. Lineage: Eukaryota; Fungi; Ascomycota; Sordariomycetes; Ophiostomatales; Ophiostomataceae. The transcript has 3 exons. The record is from RefSeq and is a predicted model, not a curated record. Gene Ontology annotation, biological process: anaphase-promoting complex-dependent catabolic process; positive regulation of anaphase-promoting complex-dependent catabolic process; positive regulation of ubiquitin protein ligase activity. Gene Ontology annotation, molecular function: anaphase-promoting complex binding; ubiquitin ligase activator activity; protein binding. Gene Ontology annotation, cellular component: anaphase-promoting complex. The coding region runs from base 1 to 2067 and encodes 688 amino acids.